AUCCGGAGCUGAGACCACUCCUUCAGGGAGAAUGACUGCGGUCCGGAGGCCCAAGGCCACUGCCAACGCUUCCCCAGAUAACCCGCCAGGCUCGGACCCUCAGGCAGCCGGUACCUUCCCCCGCGGCCCAUUGAGCCGUAACUAGCAGCCAUUCUCCCGGCUUCCCUAACGCACGAAGAACACCGCCGGUGCGCGUCCCGGCCUAGUCCCCGCCCGGCAGCGCAAAGCUUACAGGACGAGGCCGCCCAUAUGCCGUCACCUCGAGGGUUCCCCACAAACCCGACUAAGUACUGUGCGGCUGACUCAGGGUUCCAACGCCCACCUGAACUCGGUCCCCAAGAAAGCUCCCAACUGCCAGCUGGCCCGCCCCUGGGCUCACAGGCCGCUCUAGCCGUGCACAGAGCCGGCAAUCUCGUUGCUCCCUGCUUGACGUCAUCAGCGAGCGCCACAGCGCGGUGGCGGGCAAGCGCAGCCGGGAAGAUGUCUCCGACGCCGCAGCUUUUCAGUUUGCCCGAAGCGCGGACGCGGUUCACGAAGUCUACCAGAGAGGCCCUGAACAACAAAAAUAUUAAGCCAUUGUUGAAUACCUUCAGCCAGUUACCUGGCAGUGAAAAUGAAAAAAAAUGUACCCUUGACCAAGCUUUCAGAGGUGUUCUAGAAGAAGAAAUUAUAAAUCAUUCAUCAUGUGAAAACGUUUUAGCUAUUAUUUCUCUUGCUAUUGGGGGAGUAACUGAAGGUAUUUGUACUGCAUCUACACCUUUUGUAUUGUUGGGAGAUGUUUUGGAUUGUCUUCCUUUGGAUCAGUGUGACACAAUAUUCACUUUUGUGGAAAAAAAUGUUGCUACUUGGAAAUCAAAUACGUUUUAUUCUGCUGGGAAAAAUUACUUACUACGUAUGUGCAAUGAUCUCCUAAGAAGAUUAUCAAAAUCCCAGAAUACAGUCUUCUGUGGCCGAAUUCAACUCUUUUUGGCCAGGCUUUUCCCUUUAUCUGAGAAAUCAGGUCUUAACUUGCAGAGUCAGUUUAAUCUGGAAAAUGUCACUGUUUUCAAUACCAAUGAGCAGGAAAGCACCUUGGGUCAGAAGCACACUGAGGAUAGAGAAGAAGGAAUGGAUGUAGAAGAAGGUGAAAUGGGAGAUGAUGAAGCUCCAACAACUUGCUCCAUUCCAAUUGAUUACAACCUGUACCGAAAAUUCUGGUCACUUCAGGAUUACUUUAGGAACCCUGUGCAAUGCUAUGAGAAGAUUUCAUGGAAGACUUUUCUCAAGUAUUCUGAAGAAGUUCUAGCUGUUUUUAAGAGUUAUAAAUUAGAUGAUACUCAGGCCUCAAGGAAGAAGAUGGAAGAAUUGAAAACAGGAGGAGAGCAUGUAUAUUUUGCAAAAUUUUUAACAAGUGAAAAGUUGAUGGAUUUACAACUGAGCGACAGUAACUUUCGUCGACACAUCCUGUUGCAGUAUCUCAUUUUAUUCCAGUAUCUCAAGGGGCAGGUCAAAUUCAAAAGUUCAAACUAUGUUUUAACUGAUGAGCAAUCACUCUGGAUUGAAGAUACUACAAAAUCAGUUUAUCAACUACUAUCUGAAAACCCUCCUGAUGGAGAAAGAUUUUCAAAGAUGGUAGAGCAUAUAUUAAACACUGAAGAAAACUGGAACUCAUGGAAAAAUGAAGGUUGCCCAAGUUUUGUGAAAGAAAGAACAUCAGAUACCAAGCCGACAAGAGUAGUACGGAAGAGAACGGCACCAGAGGACUUCCUAGGGAAAGGACCCAACAAAAAGAUUCUGAUGGGAAAUGAGGAAUUAACAAGGCUUUGGAAUCUCUGCCCUGAUAAUAUGGAAGCCUGUAAAUCAGAGACAAGGGAAUACAUGCCAACUUUAGAGGAAUUCUUUGAAGAAGCCAUUGAACAGGCAGACCCUGAAAACAUGGUUGAAAAUGAAUAUAAGGCUGUGAACAAUUCAAAUUAUGGCUGGAGAGCCCUGAGACUGUUAGCACGGAGAAGCCCUCAUUUCUUCCAGCCAACCAACCAGCAAUUUAAAAGUUUGCCAGAAUAUCUCGAAAACAUGGUAAUAAAGCUAGCCAAGGAAUUACCACCUCCUUCUGAAGAAAUUAAAACAGGUGAGGAUGAAGAUGAGGAAGAUAAUGAUGCUUUACUGAAGGAAAACGAAAGUCCUGAUGUUCGGCGAGACAAACCUGUAACAGGUGAACAAAUAGAAGUAUUUGCCAACAAACUGGGUGAACAAUGGAAGAUUCUGGCUCCCUACUUGGAAAUGAAAGACUCAGAAAUCAGACAGAUUGAGUGUGACAGCGAAGACAUGAAGAUGAGAGCUAAGCAGCUACUGGUUGCCUGGCAAGAUCAAGAGGGAGUACAUGCAACACCCGAGAAUCUGAUUAAUGCACUGAAUAAGUCUGGAUUAAGUGACCUUGCAGAAAGUCUAACUAAUGACAAUGAGACAAAUAGUUAGCUUCUUUUUUUUUUUUAUUAAAACUGUGAUGAUAAGAUUUUGUUACCAAGCAGCAUUUGAUAAGAGGUCCACUGGUUUUGGUAAACAAUAAACAUUUUUAUAACAAUUGUA
Equus caballus (horse) is the source of this 2565-nucleotide messenger RNA. It is a transcript of the gene THOC1, whose product is annotated as THO complex subunit 1. Gene Ontology annotation, biological process: signal transduction; mRNA export from nucleus; regulation of DNA-templated transcription elongation. The record is from RefSeq and is a predicted model, not a curated record. Gene Ontology annotation, cellular component: THO complex part of transcription export complex. NCBI's taxonomy places the organism in Eukaryota, Metazoa, Chordata, Mammalia, Perissodactyla, Equidae. Gene Ontology annotation, molecular function: protein binding.